UUUGUGUCGCGCGGCGGUCGUGUCGCUCAGUGUCAGUGUACUAAUAUCGCGGGGAAUUCUCCGAAAUAACUACUUUGUGUGAAAAAGUUGUGAAAAGAGUUUGUUUUGUGUGUUGUUUGUCAGUGUGAGAGGAUUCCUGUUGUUGGAUACUUGGCAAGUGUUGGACGAAAGUUUUUAAAAGGAAUAAGAAGUGGCGGAAAAUAUUGUUGCAGAAUUGAAAAAGUUGGGACAAAGAUCUCAAACUGCAAUACAAGGGGUGUUUGAAAAAGAUGUACAUAAAUAGAUAAGGACACAAGAAUCCACUUCGAAGUCGGUUUAAAAAGAUGGACAACCCAACCGACAGCAGAAUCCGCAGGCGGCGCAGAAGGUGAGUGCCACCAUGAGGGGCUGCUGGCGCGUGCUGGCGGCCUGGCUGCUGCUGGGCGCGGCGCGGGGCUACCUGGUGCUGGUGCCCGACUCGGCCCCCGCCGGCCACGCCGUGCUCGACGCCGCCGUCUACAAGCUCGGCUCUGAAAGGACCUACUCCAUCGACGUGCACCGCACCGCCAACUUCGUGCACCACAUCCUGCGAGUGAACAGGACAUCCGGCCUCGUCACGCUGAGGAAGCGCCUGCGCUGCGACGGCGUCGUCUACCCUAACCUCUUCACGUUCUACGUAGACUCCACGUCGGACAGAAUCAGAGAUAUUGACUACUACAGUCUCCCGAUCAGGGUACUGGUGACGGGCGAGGACUGCAGUCGGCGACAUGCGGAUCUUUAUGAUAUAGACUUUGAUAGAGUCUACGAUCAGAGCGACUCGGCCCUGCAGUAUGAAGACGAGCCCACGAUCAGGGAUAAAAGAGAAGCCCCCUAUCAGGAGAGUGUAGACUGGAGGUUGCUGGAAGAGGAUGAGUUGAUGUCUAGUCACAGCGUGCUGUCCACGGCCUAUCCGUGGUCUAACGCUCACUUCGAGGAGUUCCCGGUAGACAAAUACAGGAACAGACACAAAAGAUCUCACGCGCUACUACCGUUCGACAUGGCCAUAGAAGUGAAAAUCACUGAAGCGAAGCAAUGGAUCUCAGAAACGUACGCAAGCUUCUCAAUACCAACCACGGACCGGUGGCAGGGGAUCUGUCUGAAGAAAUCCCAGUUCAUCAAUUCCUUAACGGCGUUCUUGCCGCGGACAGUGCAAAAGACGUGUAAAGUGCAGUUUCUGGACGUAAGCGACCCUCGAUUCAUGAUCGAGAACAGCCAAGGAGACCUAGUCGCGAGUGAUGACGUGUGUAUUCAGGAGCCGAUGUGGAAAGUUUCCAUUCUCUUCGCGUUCAACUGCGAGAGUCCGUUCAUCAUCGACUCGGACCACCGGCUGAAGAUCGUGUACCACCACCAGGAGCUGAACGACACGGACCUGGCGCGGCGGGUCAAGCGGGAGCUGCGGAACCAGUCGCCGUACUUCGAGCAGGCGCUGUACGUGGCCGCGGUCGCCGAGGAGCAGGACCCGGGCGUCGUGGUCACCACUGUGCGGGCCAGAGACCCAGAAAACAGUCCAGUCUCCUACUCCAUGUCAAGUCUCCUGGACUCCCGCUCUGCCGGCAUGUUCGCCGUAGACUCCCGGACUGGUGUCGUCACUACGCAGGCCAGGCUGGAUAGAGAGAGGCUGGAUGUGCACUACUUCAGGGUGGUGGCGCAAGAUGACACGUUCCCGCCUCGCACUGGGACUACCACGCUUCAGAUAAACGUCCUAGACUGCAACGACCACUCGCCGGUGUUCGAGAUGCAGCAGUACGAGGCGUCGGUACGCGAGGGAGCCAGCCCCGGCACCACCGUGCUCACGCUGAAGGCCACUGACCAGGAUAUUGGCAAGAAUAAUGAGGUGGACUACUCCAUCGAGUCCGUGACCUCAGAGACCCUGAACCCCGACGACGACAACGAGUCUCUAGACAGCUCCAACGAGCAAGUCCUCGGGGAAUCCCAGGAGGUCUUCAGGGUCGACGGGAGAAGUGGCGCGCUGCUUACUAGAGCUGCUCUGGAUAGGGAGAAGGUGGCCCGGUAUACUGUGGUGGUGAAGGCUACGGAUCAGGCGAAUCCGCUGUCGGAUAGGCUGUCUAGCACUGCGACAGUCCACGUGAACAUCCUGGACGACAACGACAACUACCCGCAGUUCAGCGAGCGCACCUACACGGUCGCCGUCGACGAGGACGUCACGGUCAGCGACAACCCCGUCAUCGCAAGGAUCAAAGCCACGGACGCGGACGUAGGCUCGAACGCGGCGAUACGGUACGCGAUCAUCGGAGGCAACACUCAAAUGCAGUUCUCCAUAGACAGCCUCAGCGGAGACGUGUCGCUGGUGAAGCCGCUCGACUACGAACAAGUCCGGAGCUACAGGCUCGUUGUUAGAGCUCAAGACGGAGGCAGUCCCUCUCGAUCUAACACAACGCAGCUGCUAGUUAACGUGAAGGACGUCAACGACAACGCGCCGCGCUUCUACACGUCACUGUUCCAGGAGUCCGUCAGCGAGAAUGUGCCUGUGGGGUACAGCAUUGUUAGGGUGCAAGCCUACGACGCCGACGAAGGCGUCAACGCCGACAUUACCUACACGCUACAAGACAAGGAGCACGACGACGCGGUGCCCGUCACCAUCGACCCGCGCUCGGGCUGGGUGCACACCCGCGCGCCGCUGGACCGCGAGCGCACCAACAAGUAUCUACUGCAGGUGACAGCAACAGACGGCGGCACCCCACCCAAAUCCGCCACCGCAUCAGUCACAGUCGUGAUCCAGGACGUGAACGACAAUGACCCGUCGUUCCAGCCGCCGCAGUAUGAAGUGGAGCUGGCGGAGGACGAGCCGCCCGGGACGCCGGUCGUGACGGUUACGGCUACUGACGCUGAUGAGGAUAAUAGAUUGCACUACGAAAUCACGGGCGGCAACACACGGGGUCGAUUCUCAAUCACAUCUCAAAAUGGCCGCGGUUUAAUAACCGUCGCCCAACCGCUAGACUUCAAGCAGGAACGAAGAUACGUUCUGACGGUGACCGCCACGGACUCUGGAGGCAGAAGUGAUACCGCCAUGGUGCAUAUUAAUAUUACUGAUGCGAAUAAUUACGCGCCUGUGUUUGAGAACGCGCCGUAUACUGCGUCGGUAUUCGAGGACGCGCCAGUCGGCACCACAGUCCUAGUAGUGUCAGCGACAGACAGCGACGUGGGCAUCAACGCACAGAUCACAUACAGCCUCAGCUCGGAGAUAUCCAACGAAGCCGUCACUCACAAGGACCACGAGUUUCUGAUCAACCCGCACACGGGGGCUGUCACUACGAAUAAACUGCUGGAUAGGGAGACUAUGAGCGGCUACCUACUAACGGUGACGGCGCGCGACGGCGGCGCCCCCCCACUGUCGGACACGACGGACGUGGAGAUCUCCGUGGUGGACGUGAAUGACAACGCGCCGCAGUUCAAGCAGCAGCUGUACAGCGCCACUAUUGUAGAAGAUGCGUUAGUUGGAACAUCAGUGACUCAAGUCAGCGCCACCGAUGCGGACGUUGGUUUAAACGGGCGAGUGCAUUACGAACUAGACCCUAAGGACAGGGAGGAAGGUUCAUUUGUGAUCGACCCGGCGUCCGGCGUCAUACGGACCAAUAAGGCGCUGGAUAGAGAGUCCGUCGCGUUUUAUAAUUUGAAGACUUUGGCGAUAGAUGGCGGUAGUCCGCCCAUGAGCUCUUCGGUGAUAGUCCAUGUCAAAAUCGAAGACAUCAACGACUCCCCGCCACAGUUCUCGAGCGACUGCCUCACGUUCUACAUCGCGGAGAACAGCCCAGUCGGCUCCACUGUGGGCGAGGUGUACGCAAGGGACCCUGAUGAAGGCGGGAAUGCUCAAGUGCACUACUCGAUUAAAGGAGGCGACGACGCAGCCAGCUUCACCCUAGAGACCCGACAAGGUUCCCCGCGCGCGCACCUCGUGACGGCGGCCGAGCUGGACUACGAGAGCAGCCGCAAGAAGUACGAGCUGGUGCUGCGCGCCGCCAGCCCGCCGCUGUGGAACGACGCCAGGAUUGAGAUCCUGGUGACGGAUGUAAACGACAACGCUCCAGUGCUGAAGGACUUCCACAUCAUAUUCAACAACUACAAGGACUGUUUUCCCGUGGGCCCAUUCGGCAAGGUUCCUGCAUUCGACGCCGAUGUUACAGAUAAGCUCCAGUACCGUAUCCUGUCGGGCAACAACGCUAACUUGGUCCUCCUCAACGAGACGUCCGGUGAACUGACCCUGUCUCCGCAACUCAACACCAACGUGCCCAAGAUAGCUACCAUGGAGGUUUCUGUUAAUGAUGGCGUGAACGAGGUAAAAGCCGUGAUGCAGCUGUCAGUGCGUCUGAUCACGGAGCAGAUGCUGCUGAACUCCAUCACGGUGCGGCUGAACGACAUGAGCACGGAGCGGUUCCUGUCGCCGCUGCUCGGCUUCUUCAUCGACGGAUUAGCGGCGAUUGUUCCGUGUCCCAAGGAGAAUAUCUAUGUGUUUAGUGUUCAGGACGACACCGACGUGCACGGCAGCAUCCUGAACGUGUCGUUCUCGGCGCGCCGGCCGGAAGCGGAAGUGGGGGUGGGGGGGGACGCCUCCCCCUACUACUCCCCCCUGCAUCUGCGGGAGAGGGUGUACUUGAACAGGGCUACGCUGGCCAGGCUGGCUACUGUGCAGGUGCUCCCGUUCGACGACAACGUGUGCGUUCACGAACCAUGUCUCAACUACGAGGAGUGCCUCACAGUACUGAAGUUCGGCAACGCGAGCGGCUUCGUGCACAGCGACACGGUUCUAUUCAGACCCAUCUACCCGGUCACCACGUUCACUUGCCAGUGUCCACAUGGGAUUACUGGCUCCCACGACCACUACAUGUGCGACACAGAAGUGGACCUUUGCUACUCGUCACCCUGUGCUAAUGGCGGCUCGUGCCUGCGCCGCGAGGGCGGGUACACCUGCGUCUGCGCAGCUGGGUUUACUGGAACAAACUGCGAAACAAUCCUAACCAACGCGACCUGCAGCCUCAACGGCGAGGGCACCUACUGCCGCGGCGGCGCGCAGUGCGUGGCGCGUGCUGAGGGCGGCGUGCUCUGCCAGGGCUGCUCGCUGGAGCCGGAGUACACCACCCCGGCGUGCGAGCUGAAGGCACGGAGCUUCCCGCCGCACUCCGCGCUCACGUUCAACGGGCUUAAGAUGCGCCAUCGACUCAGCUUGAGGCUCAGAUUCGCCACCCAACAAUCCUCGGGCCUCCUCCUAUACAACGGUCGGUACAACGAGCGCCACGACUACAUAGCCCUGGAGCUGAUCAGCGGCGGCGCGGGGCGCGGGGGCGGGGCGGGGCUGCGGUUCUCAUUCUCACUGGGAGGCGCGAGUACUAGUGUCACUGUGGAGGCGGACGUGGCUAGCGGGGAGUGGCAUACUGUGCAUAUUGAUUACUUUAAUCGGACGGCGACGAUGUCAUUGGACGACUGCGACAAGCGGCUCGCAUUGGCCGGCGCGGCGCAGUUCGGGGUGAAGUACGCAUGCGCGAACACCUCCACUAGAGAGCUGCCGAAACGAUGUGAUAUACCGACGGAGACUUGCCAUAGGUUCCUAGACCUGACGGGUCCGCUUCAGAUCGGCGGGCUGCCGAACAUCCCCAGCAGCUUCCAAGUGAAGAACAAGGACUUCGUGGGCUGCAUCUCUGAUCUUUACAUCGAUCACAAGUUCGUCGAUUUGAACAGCUUCGUAGCCGACAACGGCACAAUCCCCGGGUGUCCGGAGAAGCGCGCGCACUGCGGCUCGGCCCCGUGCUACAACGGCGCCGAGUGCCGCGCCCUGUGGGACGCCCCGCGCUGCGUGUGCCCCGAGGGGUAUACGGGCAAGGACUGUGCUGAGACGACUUCCCCCCCCUGGCGGUUCAGCGGCGACGGCGUGCUCUCGUUCAACCCUCUACUACGGCCCAUCCAGCUGCCGUGGCUCAACGCGCUGUCUCUGAGGACGUGGCAGCAGGACGCCUUCUUGAUGUCCAUACAAGUCGGCCAGAAUAGUACUGUUGCUAUUAGUUUAAAAUCCGGCCUGCUCCAGUAUACCUACAACGGCGAAACCAUGCUAUUCCCCACGGCAUCACUGGCCGACGGCGAAUGGCACAGAGUGGAAAUAAAAUGGCUCGGCACAGAUAUAGCAGUGGCCAUAGACUACGGACUGAGGAAUGUGCUACAGCCGAUGCUAGCCAAUAAGGUGCAAGGACAGUACAUUGGGAAGAUCCUGAUUGGCGGGCCGGAUUCUACUGCGGGGCUAUUGGUGAAUGAGAUGGGCUACUUCGAAGGUUGCAUACAGGAUGUGAGAGUGGGGACGCAACAGUCGCUACUGAACCGCCCGACUGUCAGAGAGAACGUGCGAGACGGGUGCGAGUCCAAGGCUGACUGUGCGCUGGCUGUUUGUCCGCCAUUUAGCAAAUGCGUGACAUCCUGGGACCGCACAACCUGCGAAUGCGAGCCCGGACGCGCGGGCCCGCAGUGCGUGGGUGCGUGCGCGCUGCUCCCGUGCGGGGGCGCCGCGUGCGUGGAGCAGCCGGGCGGGUACCAGUGUCGCUGCCCGCCCCGGCACAAGCUCACUGACACGGGCUGCGUGGAGAUAGCCGCCCACUCGUGCCCGUCGGGCUGGUGGGGCAACGAGGCGUGCGGCCCCUGCGAGUGUCGCCUCAACGACGGGUACCACCCGCAUUGUGAUAGGAAAACUGGGCAGUGCCAUUGCAAGGAGAACCACUACAAGCCUGCCGACUCGUCCGUCUGUCUGCCGUGUGCCUGCUACCCCGCCGGGUCUAACAACAGCUCCUGUGAUCCACUUACAGGUCAAUGCCACUGCCGCAGCGGCGUGAUCGGGCGCGCGUGUGACAGAUGUGCCCACGUCUACGCUGAAGUGGUGCCGAGCGGAUGUGAAGUUGUGUAUGAUGGAUGUCCACGGUCAUUCGCGCGGGGCGUGUGGUGGCCGAGGACGAAGUUUGGCAACGAAGCUAUCACGGACUGUCCCACAGGUUCAAGCGGCAAGGCGUCCCGAUCAUGUGUCAAGGAGAGCGUGGUGCCCUGGCAGGAGCCUGACAUGUUCAACUGCACCACCGCCACCUUCUACCAGCUCAGGAAACAGCUGCACAAGAUUGAGACAGGCGAGCUGCAAGUGAACACCUUCGUCGGGGUCCGCCUGGCCGAAGACCUCUCCACCGCUUGCGCCAACACGCCGACACUAUAUGGAGCUGAUGUGCUGGUGGGAGAAGGGGUCUUGUUGGAGCUACUCAACCAUGAGAUCAAGCAGGCUGGGCUGAAUCUUACGCAUAGCCAGGACAAGGAUUAUAUACGGAACAUAGUGAACUCAGCAAACACAAUCGUGGACACGAAGUACAGCGUCGAAUGGCGUCGAAUCCACGAGCUGACGGGCCACGGGGUCGAGCUGUUGUUGCAGAAGUUCGACAAAUACAUCUCAGUGCUGGCGGAGAACCAACGAGACACGUAUACGAGCCCCUUCGAGAUCGCUACUAAGCAUAUGGUAAUCGGCGUAGACGUAGUAACAGCGGAAUCGAUCUACGGCUUCGAACCCUCACAACUGAACCAGCUACACAAAAACCUGGACUCUGAAUCUUACACCACUGAAAGAGUCAUCUUGCCCGACACUUCUGCCUUCAUCCAUUCGCCUAUUCAAGGACCAGGGUACUAUGGGACUGGGAAGGUGUUGAAGAAGAAAGCUUUAAGUCCUACAGUUUCGUUCCCGAAGUAUAAUAACUAUGUGAAGAAUAAGAACAAGUUUGAUAAGUACAGUCGAGUGCUGCUGCCGUUGGAUCUGCUGGGGAUCAGUGAUCGCAGCUUUCAGGAAAACCUGGACACGCCCUACGAGUCCCGGGCCGUAUUCUCCUACAUCCAGUAUUCGCGCAACUCAUCCCUGCUCAUGCCUAUGAGUAUGGACGAGUCUGUGUCAAGAAGAUGGGGGGUCAAUAUGACAGUUGGGUCGGCCAUAUUGCAAGUGGCGCUAUUUGUGCCUCAGUAUGUGUAUACGAGGUACUCGGAUGGCAGUGUGAGGCAGUAUGAUGAAGGUAUAACCUACAACAACAGAGGCAACCCUAACAGUCCACAUCCCCACUCGAAUCAUCAAAACCCCAACCCUAAAACCCCGUGGCCCCAAGACGAUGACCACGCCCCAGUAGUGAUACAACCAACGUACAAAAAACAAGAAAACCCAUCCAAUACCAACAUGCAAGAAAAUGAGACUGACAACUUACCUGAAAAAAUUGACGGCGAAAAUGGACCGAAGGUUAUGGCGUUAACUAUGGAUUCUAAAGAAUCGAGAAAUAGUGGGAAUGUUACCAAAGAUGGGGUUAAGAAGUUGGUGUAUAAGAGUUUGGGUGGCAUAACGUUGAAGACGCCGAUACGACUGCAAAUGUGGCUGGACAUAGACAAAGAUACGUUUAGUUCGAGGACCAAUCCGCAAUGCGUUCAUUGGUCUACUUUGAGAGGCCACGGCGAAUGGUCCCGAGUGGGGUGCCACACAGAGAUCGACUACGACUGGUCGCCGUACUCGGGAGAGCCGCUGCUAGUCAACUGCACCUGCAACCAUCUGUCCACCUUUGCGGUCCUGGUAGAUGUUGUUGAUGUUGAGUUCAUCCCCGAGCCAUCUCUCCUCGAAGCCGUGACCUCCUACACAGCCUUCCUCAUCUCCAUCCCGCUACUAACAGUCACAUGGCUAGCACUGGUGGUGUCGCGCGCCGGCACCGUGUCCAACACCAUACACAGCCAUCUGCUGUUCUGCGUCGUGACGUCACACGUGCUGUAUCUGGUGGCGCUGAAGGCGAGGACUGAGCUUGUGCAGAAUGAGUUCGCGUGCAAGCUAAUCGCCAUGGGCCUCCACUACUUCUGGGUGGCCUCCUUCGCUUGGACAGCUUGUGACGCCUAUCAACUACGGCGGCUGGUGAGAGAGCUCCGAGAUGUGAACCACAGCGGCGCUCCGUACCAUUUAUGUGCGGCCUACGGAGCCCCGGCCGUGUUGCUGGCGCUGAGUGUAGCGCAUCACCAGCACCAGUAUGGGAAUAAUUUGUUUUGCUGGGUAUCAGUGCACGAGGGCGCCGUGUGGUGGGUGGUGGGCGCGUGCGCGGCGUGCGCGGCGUGCGCGCUGCUGUGGCUGUGCGGGGCCACGCGCGCCGCCUUCACCGCGAGGGACCACCAAGUCAAUACUGGCAACCUCAGAACCCUCCUAGCAUUCAGCAUCAUCUGCCUCCCCCUCCUCUCCGUGUCCUGGGCGGCGGCGCUGCUGCUGGGCAGCGAGGCGGCGCGGCGCGGGGCGCUGGGCGCGGCGCUGGCGGCGGCGGUCACGGCGCACGCCGCCUGCGUGGCCGCGCAGCACGCUUGCAACCGCCGCCUCAGGAUCAACGUUAAACGGACGGUUCUGAAAUGUAUGGGAAAGAAGGUGCCCCUAGCUGAUACCUCGGUCAUCAUUAGCAGCGGUGCCAUGACCGGUGUUAACAGAUCCUCCCUGGCGUACCACAGCUCUGCGGAGGCGGGCCGGCAGCUGCGCAACAUCGGCAUCUCCGCGUCCAGCACCACGUCCAGGUCUACCAACAAGACCAGCUCCAGCCCCUACAGCCGCAGCGACGGGCAACUGCGUCAUACGUCUACCUCCACGUCCAACUACAACACGAGUGCGAGCGACAUGCCGGCCUACCUGCGCGGGUUCGACUCUUCGCUGCACUCUAGGAGAGAUGAAGAACCGCGCCGCCGCCGCAAGUCCACCAAAAACGAGCCAGCCUCCACGGCGACGGGCGAGGAGGCCACCGACACCGAGAGCGACGGCUCCGCGCGGAGUCUCGACCUCGCGUCGAGUCACUCGUCUGAUGAUGAGGAGACUUCGAAUAGGAGGAGUACUGGCACUGUGACCCGCGGCUCCACCAGCAACAGCGGCGCGGGCUACCUGCCCAACAUCACCGAGGGCGCGCCGCUCGCCAUGCCACCCAGGUGGCCGCAUGGUAUGGCGGAAGAAGGCGCGCCCCCGAUGGCCCGCUGGGCGGGGUCGUCGCCUGCGCCGCUGCCCGCGCCGGACCUCACGUCUGACGUCUACCGGCGAGCGCCGCCGCACAACUACGGAGCAAUGGAAGACGAGCUCCUAUACGGCAUGGUGCCAACAGAAGCCGACAAACAGAUCCCUUACGACCCCACCUACACCGUCUCACCCACUAUGUACCGCCUGCCCACCAACCCAUACGGCUCCAAGACAUACCUCUCAUCGAGAACAUCCGACUAUGGGUACAGCCCAACUAAAUACCUCAGUCCUGAAACUAAUCUGUACGGAUCCCGAGAUUUCCGGGAUUCCGGGGUGACCAUGCGGGAGCAGGAGGGCUAUCCCUCGAAUUACCGGGAUUCCGGGAUAGCAACGAUGUUGAAGAAUGAUUACCAGAGGAAGAUGGAGAGUCAGUACGGUGAUUACAACGAUCGUAUGUCGGAGGGCUCGGAUAAACAUCAUCCGCACGAUAAAUAUCUGUUCCCGUAUACUGCCGAGGAGGACCACUCCAACACUCGCGCGCUCAACCAGACCCCGCAGCUGAGGCACAGUGACCUGGCGCAAACAGGAGAGCCGCCGCCACAGAUGGGGGCGCCACUCGCCAGCAUGGGAGAGACUAGCGAGAAAUCUACUACUGAAGAUGACGCAGAGACUAGGGUUUAAGACUACAAGAUCUGAGUACAAUAUUUCCAUUGAAUCUCAAUUAGACAUUAGUUAGUCUGUAAUCUAUAAAAUGUAUUUAAUUUAACGUAAAGACUUUAAUUAAUUUUGUAUAAAGACUGCAUACACAAUCAGAACUCACUGCCAUGUUUUGUAUGUAAUUAUUAAAUAGGUAUGUUAUAUAGCGAUUUUAUUUAUUUGAAGAUGUGAGUAAGUACCUACCUACAGUAUAUCUGGGUAUUAGUACCUACUUAAUGGUGUUCUAAAAAUAUUGAGGCCCUAUUUUACAAUGUGUGGUUAGUGGCUACCUGUAAGAUAAAAGACAUGCUGUCACUGUCAAAAAAAUAAUAACAGAGAGUGACAGCAUGUCUUUUAUCUUACAGGUAGCCACUAACCAGACAUUGAGAAACAGGGCCUGAAGAUGCUAUUUAUAUAAAGAAUUUAAUGUUAACAGCUUAUGGUAAAACAAUUACGCAACUUUAAAAGGCGAAAUUUCGUAGAAAAAUAUUUAGACUGUUUUAGCACCUAGUGUUUGUAAAUAGGAGCGCCUAUCUAGGCAACAUAGUAGGUAACUUAUCUGAUAUUUUUGUAUGAGAAACCAAAUAAAUAACUUGUAGGUAAUUCGCAGAGUACAUGUUUCAAAUUAAAAGUUAAGAAUCUUGUAAAUGUGUGUUUUAUAGUAUUUUUAAUGUCUUUAAAUUUAUGUUUAAGUACCUACCCAUGUCUCAAAUAACUUAGCUAGGUACCUAAUGCUGUAACUUUGUACUAGGUCAUUAGCUUGAAAAUUACUCAAAAUAUGUAAAUAGAUAAGUACAUAUAAUAACUUAUAGUACUUAUUGUGUGCAUUUAGAGAUUUUUAACGAAGAGUCCACCUAUUUUGUAAAUACUCUAAAUAUCUUAUUCUAAAGUCUAUGUCGACAUGUUUGACCUGUAGUGUUUUGUAAGGCAAAGCUUUAUUAGUCGGUAGGUAUAUUUAACUGUAAGGGUUGCCAUAUAUUAUGUUUUUAAUGCGUGUAGAUUGCCUGCAGUGUGACUUUGCGUGGUGUUAAAAUUGAAUGUGAAAUCUUCUUACUAUUCAUACUUACCUAAAUCAUAAAAUCAGUCAUUCAUUUUGCUACAACUAUGGCACUUUCGAGUAUACCCUAUUACCUAUGCUUUAUGUGUUAGAACAUAAGUUUCGUUAUUCUUCCUUCAAACCAUAGAAAGUUCUUACAUAAGAUCUUGUUCAGGAUAUUUCGUUGGGUAGCUGACAUUUUGUUUCAAAGAUUGUAAGAGAGAGGCUUAUGCACGAUCCUUUCACUAUACUUUAAUGUUUUUAACUACCGUGAUAAAGUAUUGUACUUCUACCCUUCAGAAUAAAGAUCUACCUAUUUGCCUGCAUACCAGUGUACCAAUACUCACUAGGUAAUGUUUUAAAGUUGAUCCUUAUAAUUUUUAUGCGUAGGUAGAUAGGUACAUGUGCUAUUCUAUUACAUUCCAUGAAUUGAUGCAUUCCUUUUUGUGAUAUAAUGAAUCAUCGUUUUAGGUAUUUUUUGUACAGAACAGUUUGUAUUUGUUCAUAUUGAAAUAAUAAAGUAUUUUAAGCCAAAAUUA
Molecule: messenger RNA, 12256 nt
Organism: Plutella xylostella (diamondback moth)
Lineage: Eukaryota; Metazoa; Arthropoda; Insecta; Lepidoptera; Plutellidae
Gene: stan
Product: protocadherin-like wing polarity protein stan
Biological process (GO): homophilic cell-cell adhesion; cell surface receptor signaling pathway; G protein-coupled receptor signaling pathway
Cellular component (GO): plasma membrane
Molecular function (GO): calcium ion binding; G protein-coupled receptor activity
Source: RefSeq, a predicted model, not a curated record